Scedosporium apiospermum is the source of this 552-nucleotide messenger RNA. RefSeq lists its product as uncharacterized. NCBI's taxonomy places the organism in Eukaryota, Fungi, Ascomycota, Sordariomycetes, Microascales, Microascaceae. The record is from RefSeq and is a predicted model, not a curated record. The coding region runs from base 1 to 552 and encodes 183 amino acids. The transcript is spliced from 4 exons.
AUGCUUAAAAUAUGGUCCAUGAAAAAAGAGCAACAGAAGGCGGAAAAUGCUGAAGGCGCGGCGGGAAAGAAGAAGAAGGUGACAGCAGCUCAACUUCGAGUGCAGAAGGACCUCUCGGAGCUGUCCCUUGGAUCGACCAUGAAGACCGAGUUCCCCGACCCAGACGACAUCCUCAACUUUAUCCUUACGAUAGAGCCUGACGAGGGCAUGUACCGAGGCGGCACCUUUACAUUUACGUUUGCUAUCAACCAGAACUUCCCGCACGAGCCUCCCAAGGUGCGAUGCCGCGAAAAGAUCUACCACCCAAAUAUUGAUCUCGAGGGCAAGGUGUGCCUCAACAUUCUGCGAGAAGACUGGAAGCCUGUUCUCAAUCUCAAUGCGGUUAUUGUAGGACUGCAGUUUUUGUUCCUCGAACCCAACGCAUCCGAUCCACUGAACAAGGAGGCCGCCGACGACUUGAGGCAGACAAGGGAAAUGUUCAAGCGAAACGUGAGAACAUCGAUGAAUGGAGGAUCUGUUAAGGGUACCACCUACGACCGGGUACUAAAAUAA